UCGAAAGCUUUUUAAUUAUGUUACAUGUUAAUAAUUCAUAUUUGUAAGGCUCUCGUAGAGAAUAAAAAUCAAAGGAAAUAUAAUAACAUCGACCAUAAAUCAUAGUACAAAUUUUAAUUAACUAAGAUAACAUCCUAAAAAUACUAUGAAGAUGAAUGUUGUGAUAAACUUACUUUAUUUGGUUACUUCUCUUACGAUUAUUGAUACAAUUACAAUCCAAGAUUUGAAUAUUCCUCCAGAACAUGUGCCAUACGUUUUUACUAACUUUCCUAGUUUAGCUGAAGCAUGUAAAAAUGAUCCAAGUUGCUCCUAUAAGUCGGCUCUUAUUGGAAAUGUUUGUUGGGGAUAUGAAAACGAUUGUAAUAAAACCAAUUCCUACCACGUUAGACCUCGAUGUCCUGGUGAUCAUAAAGGAUGGGUUAAAACUAAGGCUGCUCAAUAUGAUACUUUCUUUACACAAGCAGAUUUCGGGUAUGUAAAAGAACAAAUAAGUGAUCUGAUGGUCAUGUGCGAGGCUACUUACCCCCACGACACUUCUCUGGAAUGCUCCAAGUAUUUAAGGUUUUGUAGGGGCCGCAAGCUCAUGUUAAACUUUACUAGCCUGGUAGGACGUGGAAAUAACUUGAGGUACAAAAUGGACAUUCUAGGACCUGGACAAAUAGGUGGAUACUGCAAUUUUUAUUCUGAAAGGCUACAAAAGGAGGCAGAACAUAUGAGUGCCCUGCAGUCUUGGGCUCCAGAGUUUGUGAACUUCAAGGCCACAACACAGAGGCCUAUUACAGAUGGGCUCUGUGAUGUUAUUAUAGACAAGCCAACAUACAUUAUGAAAUUGGAUGCAACUGUAAAUAUGUAUCAUCACUUCUGUGAUUUCUUUAACCUGUAUGCCUCACUGCAUGUAAAUUCUACACAUCCAUCAAUGUUUUCAAGAGAUAACCAUGUGCUGAUCUGGGAAACUUUCAACUAUGACUCUGCAUUCAAAGAUGCAUUUAAAGCAUUUACAAUUAAUCCUAUUUGGGAUCUAAAGGAAUUUCGUGGAAAAGUUGUUUGCUUUAAAAAUGUUGUGUUUCCGUUGUUACCACGCAUGAUAUUUGGGCUUUACUACAAUACUCCAUUAAUUUAUGGCUGUGAGAGGAGUGGUUUGUUUCAUGCUUUUGCGAAACAUAUCCUUCAUUCGUUAAAUGUUAAACUGCAAAUCAGGAAAAAUGACAAGAUAAGAGUUACUUUACUGUCGAGAGGGACAAAGUAUCGCGUGAUUCAAAAUGAGAAAGAAAUAGUAGACGCACUAUCGGCGAACCCGGAGUAUGAAGUGCAGCGUGUUGUCUAUGACAGGAGUGUACCGUUCACCAAACAGCUGGAGAUCACGCACAACACCGAUAUAUUUAUUGGCAUGCAUGGGGCUGGCCUAACACACUUGCUAUUUCUGCCGGACUGGGCUGCUGUUUUUGAAGUUUAUAACUGCGAAGAUCCCAACUGCUAUCAGGAUUUAUCGAGGCUGCGUGGAUUAAAAUAUGUUACUUGGGAGGUUAAAACUAAGCUAACACAGGAGGACGAGGGUCACGGUCCGGGGGGAGUGUCGCACGCCAAGUUCACGAACUACUGGUUCGACGUGGCGGAGUUCGCGCGGCUGGUGGCGGUGUGCGCCGACCACGUGCGCCGACGGACAGACUUCCGGGACUACGUCGACGCGUCGCUGUUGAGCCGCGCCCAUGAGGAAUUGUAAAAUCUGAAGCAUCAGUCUCGAAAUCGUCUAGUACGCGCGCCGCUCGGUUUUCGAAGCCUGUCCGCGCUGCCGCCGUUCCCGCUCCGCUGUACGCUGAAUUCGAGACUGAAAUCUAAGGAGCAUUUUACGUAAACAGUACUCGAAGACAUUUAAUGAAGAUUUUGAUGUAGUGUAAUACACUAUGGGGUGUCUGUCAAAAUCUUUACUUAUGACAUAAAAUCAAUUCUUCAAAAUGUAUGCACAAUUUCUGUAGAACUAUUUGUGAAAUGAAAGUUAGGCAACCAUUAAAUAGCGUCUGAGUGCGGUCGAUAGAUCCGCGUUCAGCAGUCUUACUCCCGAAACCACUGACCUCUAUGCUACACUGGACAGGCUACGCUGUACAAAAUGACAGCUAUUUUUUGUGCCGAUUUGAAGCGCCGCGGUGAGCGUACUGUGAACUAAUUACAUAGAAAAUUACAACCGCCAUUUGCGAAAUAAUAGUUCCAAGUACUGCUUUUACAUAGCAAUCAGCGCCAAUAUGGCUACUUUCGAAUAGGAACAUUUUAUUGAUAGCGAUCGCCUGUCCAGUG
Messenger RNA from Aricia agestis (brown argus), 2289 nucleotides. RefSeq names its product EGF domain-specific O-linked N-acetylglucosamine transferase (gene Eogt). The transcript is spliced from 8 exons. Bases 146 to 1720 code for a protein of 524 amino acids. NCBI's taxonomy places the organism in Eukaryota, Metazoa, Arthropoda, Insecta, Lepidoptera, Lycaenidae. The record is from RefSeq and is a predicted model, not a curated record. Gene Ontology annotation, cellular component: endoplasmic reticulum lumen. Gene Ontology annotation, molecular function: protein N-acetylglucosaminyltransferase activity.